AUUUAGGGACCGGUCGUAAAGAAGAGACCACGAUUCUCCGACUAUCUGAAAGGUUUUGAGAGGGUGUUUUCUGAUCAUGGUGGCCGAAGCAUUCAAACCACCUUGCUGACCACCCGCCAUCGGCGCGGUCUCUGUCGCGGGAUACCAAAAAAAGCUCGUCUAGUUUGUGUCUCAAGUUGAAGCAAAGAACAAGAGUAACCCUACACGUCAUCACCCUGCCUGCUCCAGGUUUGAGAAAGGCAACCUGGAAAGGAACAAGUUCAACUUUUCAUCCCACUUCCUCUGUGCGACCAUCAAGCAGAGACCAGGCGGAUCAGCUUUGUUCAUUCGGUCGUCCGUUCGCGUUGCCGGUUUUCAGGGUCCAGCCUGCACACUGGUUUCGGGGCAGAUAUCCCGCCAGCGCCCGGCCGCCUGUCAACGGUCGCCUCUCUGCCUGCCCUGCUUCGCACUCCCGCCCGUAGACCGCCGCCGUGCGCCCUUGAGGCCCGGAUGAGGAAUCUUGAAACCAGCCUACAGGCCAGAUUUAGUAUCGAGUGACAGAUCCCCAGCGAUCCUCUCCCAAUACUCGCGGGCUCAGCAUCUUCUUGGCACCGAUCGCCAUCAACUGCAUUCCUUAAAAGUCCAUGGUUGGCCAGCUCCCUUUGGUUGCAAACGUGGAAAACCAAGCCUGUGAGGUAUGAUCAAUGGCCCCACGUACUUUCCCACCCCCGCCUAGAAACCCCUGUCACGCCGUCGAGCUUGUCCACUAAAUUCAAAAAGUAAAGGGGGCUUUGGAUUCUAAUCCACAUUCACAACAUUCACCGACAGUCCUCCACGCCAUCUUUCUUCGUAUUUCACGCUCUUUUACGCUCCCUUCCUGUUUUCCCUUUCUUCAUUGUGUACUUGUUGUUUCUGUGGAGGACCCUUCAUUUUUGGCCCAUUCCCUAGCUCUCCCAAUGGUCUAAUUUUUCCAACCUACUUGAUUUGACAGUUUCGACAUCAUGCUCACCUUCCGCCGCGCCCUCGUGGCCGCGGUGUUUUUCAUCGCUGUCCUCUUCCUCACAACACGAUCGUCAUCACCGGCUGCCUCGGCGGCAGCUGUCGAGUAUCCAAAAGUACAGCCCGGAGCAGAGGCCGCGAGGCAGGAAUCGCAAACAACGGCGUCUUCUGGGCAGAAAGCUGCCGACGACCAGGCGGUACAAAAUGGCGGACAUCAGGGCGGCCCGCCGAAGCAGAAGCCGAUGAAGGAUAUGUCAAGAAUGACGCUUUACGAGAAGCUCGCCUACCAGUUUCCCUACGAUGUCGAGACGAAAUUCCCAGCUUACAUUUGGCAAACGUGGAAAUGGACACCAGCGCACGGAGAGUUUACCUUUCGCGAGCAGGAGGCGACAUGGACGGAGCAGCACCCAGGGUUUAUCCACGAGGUCAUCACCGAUCAGGUUGCUGUGCACCUGCUCCGUCUCCUCUACGGAUCAGUUCCCGAGGUUCUGGAGGCGUAUGAGGCGCUUCCUCUUCCUGUGCUCAAGGCCGAUUUCUUCCGCUACUUGAUCCUGCUCGCCAGAGGAGGUAUCUAUUCCGACAUCGACACGUAUGCAAUCCGCAGCGCGCUCGAGUGGGUCCCCGAAUCAGUCCCGCGCGACCAGAUCGGAUUGGUUAUUGGAAUCGAGGCGGAUCCGGAUCGCCCGGAUUGGAAGGAUUGGUACAGCCGAAGAAUUCAGUUUUGCCAGUGGACCAUCCAGAGCAAGCCCGGUCACCCUGUGCUGAGAGAAGUGGUGUCCCGCAUUACCGAACAGGUCCUGAAGAGGAAGAGAGCUGGUUCGCUCAAAGAUGUUGUCGACAAGGAUGUUAUUGAAUUUACUGGCCCAGCCCUUUGGACGGAUAUUAUCUUCGGGUACUUCAACGACGAGCGGUACUUCGACAUGGAGAAUUCGGUCGGCCUGAUUGACUGGAAGAAUUUUACUGGCAUGGAGACGGCAAGACGUGUGGGAGAUGUCAUCGUGCUCCCCAUCACCAGCUUCUCACCAGGUGUACAACAGAUGGGCGCUAAAGAUUACGACGAUCCUAUGGCGUUUGUGAAGCACGAUUUCGAGGGCACAUGGAAACCUGAGAGCGAGCGUCACAUUGGCGAGCAAUGAUGGCUACAUCCAUCGUGCACAGCAUCAUUAUGAACUUCACUUUUCUUGGAACGAGACAUAAUUCCUUUUUAAUCUACUUUACUGCAUGGGCUGGCGUUUGUGUUUCUACGCUGCAUACCCAGCUUAGUUCUGGGGUCUUGAAAUUUCAAGGAAGAUGGGCGGGGAUAGAGUGUACAAAAGGCUACGGGGGUGGACGAACGUGACAUGCUGUACGCAAAAGGGAUGUACAUAACACUCAUGGAAUCCGACGGUUAGACUUGCAGUCUACCGUGGCCCAUUUUGGAGGGGGGA
Molecule: messenger RNA, 2405 nt
Organism: Podospora pseudopauciseta
Lineage: Eukaryota; Fungi; Ascomycota; Sordariomycetes; Sordariales; Podosporaceae
Gene: och1
Product: alpha-1,6-mannosyltransferase Och1
Exons: 3
Coding region: 981-2114 (377 amino acids)
Biological process (GO): protein N-linked glycosylation
Cellular component (GO): mannan polymerase complex
Molecular function (GO): alpha-1,6-mannosyltransferase activity
Source: RefSeq, a predicted model, not a curated record